AUGUCUCGAAUACGGGAAGUAUGGGCGCCUAACCUUGAAGCUGAGAUGCGGACCAUUGGAGACAUCAUAGAUGAAUAUCCAUAUGUUGCAAUGGAUACCGAAUUUCCUGGCGUUGUGGCGAGGCCCAUCGGCACCUUCAAGACGUCCUCCGAUUAUCAUUACCAGACUAUGCGGUGUAACGUGGAUCUGCUCAAAAUCAUUCAGAUAGGAAUCACUCUCGCAGACGAGGACGGCAACUUUCCUCAGGAUGGUAUGUCGUGGCAAUUCAACUUCAAAUUCAGCAUCAGUGAGGACAUGUACGCCCCCGAAUCGAUCGAACUCCUGCAGAAGUCGGGCUUUGACUUUCAAAGACACGAAGAGAUGGGAAUAAACCCAAACGACUUCGCCGCGCUUUUCAUAAGCUCAGGGUUGGUGCUGAAUCCCGAAGUUAAGUUCAUAUCAUUUCAUAGUGGUUAUGACUUUGGCUAUCUGGUCAAGCUAUUGUCCGGCGAAUCUCUGCCAACAUCAGAGGACUUAUUUUUUGAGCUUCUUCGUGUCUGGUUCCCCUGGUGUUACGAUGUCAAAUUCAUGAUGCGCGCCUCCAAAUCGCUCAAAGGAGGUUUACAAGAUCUUGCAAAUGACCUUGGUGUUCAGCGGAUAGGGACAUCCCAUCAGGCCGGCUCGGAUUCUCUGUUAACGGCUUCGACUUUUUUCAAGAUGAAAGAAGUAUACUUCAAUGACUCGCUCGACGAUGCGGAGUAUAAUAGCAAGCUGUACGGUCUAGGCCAAACCUUCGUGCCAAACGGUAUCACCGAUCCGUCAAGAGGGGGUGCAACAAUCGCAGAACGCGAGGAUAGAAGUGUACCGAGGGAUUCACGGAGUCAGACGCCUGGUCCAAGCACAAGUAACGGUGUUCAAGCCCAGAAUGCGAUCUUGGGUGUCGGCGUACCUCUUCCCACUCCCGCGCUGGGUGGCGCACUGCCCACACCGCUCCCGUCAGGCACAUCAUACGGUCCCAUGGCGGCUAACGGUCCGUAUAUACGUACAGCUAUCGGUGUUGGAGGGAGAUAA
Molecule: messenger RNA, 1050 nt
Organism: Pisolithus orientalis
Lineage: Eukaryota; Fungi; Basidiomycota; Agaricomycetes; Boletales; Pisolithaceae
Product: ribonuclease H-like domain-containing protein
Exons: 5
Coding region: 1-1050 (349 amino acids)
Cellular component (GO): P-body; CCR4-NOT complex; CCR4-NOT core complex
Molecular function (GO): nucleic acid binding; poly(A)-specific ribonuclease activity
Source: RefSeq, a predicted model, not a curated record